Messenger RNA from Sciurus carolinensis (gray squirrel), 2364 nucleotides. It is a transcript of the gene Frat2, whose product is annotated as FRAT regulator of WNT signaling pathway 2. The record is from RefSeq and is a predicted model, not a curated record. NCBI's taxonomy places the organism in Eukaryota, Metazoa, Chordata, Mammalia, Rodentia, Sciuridae. The transcript has a single exon. The coding region runs from base 298 to 993 and encodes 231 amino acids. Gene Ontology annotation, cellular component: cytoplasm.
CCGCUCCCUGGCGCCUCCUAGCUUCUCACCCCCGGCUCGGCGCUGUGGUAGAGCCAGUGGACGUCAUCCAUUGUUUACAAAUCAACCCGAGCCGGCAGGAUUCCGGCUCCCCGGCUGCAGGCGCGCGGCGCGACAGCCCGGCCGACCCCGGGUUCCGCAUCCCCCCGGCCCUGGCCCCGGCCCCGGCCUUAGCUUCAGCCUCCGCCCCGCGACCUCUUGUGCCGCGGCCCACCGAACCCGCGGGCAGCCGAGCCGCCAGCGACGCCCGCAGAGCUUAGUGUGCUCGGGAGGGGAACCAUGCCGUGCCGGAGGGAGGAGGAAGAGGAAGCCGGCGAGGAAGCGGAGGGGGAGGAGGAGGAGGACGACGACGACAGCUUCCUCCUGCUGGAGCAGUCGGUGACGCUGGGCGGCUCGGGCGAGGUGGACCGACUGGUGGCCCAGAUCGGCCAGACGCUGCAGCUGGACGCGGCGCACGACAGUCCGGCCUCCCCGUGCGUGCCCCCGGGGCCGCCGCUGCAGCCCCCAGUGGCGCUGCCGGCAGACAAGGCCCGGCCCCGGGCCGUUCCGCUGCUGCUGCGACCCGCGUCGUCCGAGGCUGUGGGGCCGGCGCCCUCAGGAGCUCUACGCUGCGCCCUCGGGGACCGCGGUCGCGUGCGGGGUCGCGCUGCGCCCUAUUGCGUGGCGGAGCUCUCCUCAGGCCCAAGCGCACUGCCCGGGCCGUGCCGGCGAGGAUGGCUCCGGGGCGCCGGCGCUUCCCGGCGACUGCAACAGCGACGAUGGACCCAAGCCGGGGCACGCACGGGCGAUGACGACCCCCAUCGUCUCCUGCAGCAGCUCGUGCUCUCGGGAAACCUCAUCAAGGAGGCGGUCAGGAGGCUCCAGCGAGCCGUCGCCGCGGUUGCGGCCACCAGCCCCACGGGUGCCUCUGGGCCCGGGGGCGGACGCAGCGGACCGGACCCGGUCGCCUUGCAGACCUCGAGCGCCUUGCUCUGACCCUGGCCGCUUGGAGGAGGAAGAGGACGCUGCUGCGUACAACUCACAGUGUCCUGUCCCCAUCAAUCUUCAUCUGAAGUCUCGGCUUCUAUUCCUGGGAGCGACAGCAUAGGCUGCAGGGAGUCACUUGGAGAGAUCUCAAACAGAGAAGUUAACCCUAAGCCCGGGCAAUGCUGUCCGAGAACUUAAAGCAUGGUGAAAUACACGGACCAAGGCACGUCCGUAUCGCGUUCGAAUUUCCCCGACCACCCGGGGCCAAGGACCUGGGAUAGACUGGGGGACCUAUGGCAGCUACUUGCAUCCACUUGUAACUGACCUAGCCCUUGUGGGCAUCGUGUGCUUGGAUUGUUUAAAGAUAGGGCUGGAAGGGCGGGAAUCGCGAGGGCUUUCUAACAAUACUUGAAAACUAGUGAUACAGAUACCUUUUCUCGUUAUUUGCCGGUGGAGGAGCUUACUGAAAAUGGUGCUAUAUUUGUUGUGCAGAGAAAUUCUGGGUUGAAGAAGAAUGUAAAAUCUUGGCAUGGGAUGGGUUGGCAUCGCCUCUCUUCCUCCACUUAAUCGGUUGGAGGAGGUGGGAGAUGGGAACUCCAUUUAGAGAAUGGGAAGGAGGUGGAUAAUUUUGAAGGUUGGAUAAUUUUUUGGUUGUGAACUUUUAAAUAACUUGACCUUGCCACCCGUGUUUGAAGGUCACAUUUGUGCUGUAAAGUGAGAGGCAGUGGGGUUCCUGCAAGAGCUAACUCACCCCUGGUGUCUUUUUCUCUCCAAGAAGAGCUGUCUUGCUUUGCCACCGCUUGGAGUCUCCCGAGGACACACAGGCAGGGUGGGAACUGUGAGGAGAGUUGGUUGCUUUUUCUGUGCUUUCCUCUUUCCAGAACUCCUCCUCUUGCAAGGCUACUCUUGGCCACACCACCAGCUUUCUCAGAAACGGUCAUAAACAAUCUCCUGUCCUCCCAGCCGACCUUUCUUACUCUGCCCUUUCUUUGGGGUUGGAAUGAAGGCCCUGGACGCCUUUCUGCUCUGUUCUGGCGCUCUGGAGUGGUGGGCCGGAGCCUCUGUGUUUCCUCAUGCACAGUUAUUUUCCUCCUGCCUGCCAGCUCUUUGUGAGUGACUGAAACUUUUUAAAAUGUGACUCUCCUCUAGGAGAAACCGCUGGCUUUACCCUUGUGAAACUUGACGGUGCUUUAGUAAGGCACCAUCCCUGAACUUUAAGGUAGCUAAACCAGUUUUUUAAAGAUUCAAUGGCUUGUUCAUCCUCCAGAUGUAGCUAUUGACCGUACACUUCGCAACGGAGUGUCUGAACUUGUGGUGGUCCUGAUUUAUAGGAUUUCUUAAUUAAAAUGUCUGCUGAAUAAAUCUGAUUUUUGUUUUGGA